Messenger RNA from Hibiscus syriacus, 1545 nucleotides. Its product is annotated as benzaldehyde dehydrogenase, mitochondrial-like. The transcript has 7 exons. The record is from RefSeq and is a predicted model, not a curated record. The coding region runs from base 16 to 1128 and encodes 370 amino acids. Gene Ontology annotation, molecular function: aldehyde dehydrogenase (NAD+) activity. NCBI's taxonomy places the organism in Eukaryota, Viridiplantae, Streptophyta, Magnoliopsida, Malvales, Malvaceae.
UGUGCAACGAAACUGAUGUUAUUUGAUGACAUUGAUCGAACAGGGAAAACAUUCCCUACCUAUGACCCUCGUACCGGAGAAGUGAUUGCACGUGUUGCUGAAGGUGACGCCGAAGAUAUUAACCGAGCAGUAGCCGCUGCUUGCAAGGCGUUCAAGGGACCGUGGCCAAAAAUGACUCCCUAUGAACGGUCACGGAUUCUUUUGCGGUUUGCCGAUUUGGUCGAGAAACAUAGUGAGGAGCUCGCGGCAUUGGAGACAUGGAAUAAUGGAAAGCCUCACGAGCAGGCUGCUAAAUCUGAAUUGCCGUUGCUCGUACGGCUUUUUCACUACUAUGCAGGUUGGACAGAUAAGAUCCAUGGGCUAACAGUUCCGGCUGAUGGACCUCACCACGUUCAGACAUUGCAUGAGCCAAUAGGUGUUGCAGGACAGAUUAUUCCAUGGAACUUUCCUCUUCUCAUGUUUGCUUGGAAGGUUGGCCCUGCAUUGGCAUGUGGCAAUACCAUUGUCUUAAAGACUGCUGAGCAAACUCCUUUGACUGCUCUCUAUGCGGCUAAGCUGUUCCAAGAGGCUGGUCUCCCUCCAGGUGUCUUGAAUGUAGUUUCUGGCUAUGGUCCUACAGCUGGUGCUACUCUUGCCAGCCACAUGGAUGUAGACAAGGUUGCAUUUACAGGAUCAACUGAUACUGGUAAGGUUGUGCUUGAAUUGGCUGCAAGAAGCAAUCUUAAGCCAGUAACGUUAGAGCUCGGAGGAAAAUCACCAUUCAUAGUAUGCGAAGAUGCUGAUGUUGACCAAGCUGUGGAGCUUGCCCAUUCUGCCUUGUUCUUUAAUCAGGGGCAAUGCUGCUGCGCUGGGUCUCGCACUUACGUUCACGAACGUAUAUACGAGGAGUUCAUAGGGAAAGCAAAGGCACGUGCACUGAGACGUAUUGUUGGUGAUCCCUUCAAGAAUGGUGUUGAGCAAGGUCCUCAGAUUGACACGGAGCAGUUCGAGAAAGUUCUAAGGUACAUAAGAUCAGGAAAGGAAAGCAAGGCAACCCUUGAAUGUGGAGGUGACAGACUUGGAACAAAAGGAUACUUUAUCCAGCCAACUGUUUUCUCAAAUGUUACGGAUGAUAUGCUGAUAGCAUAGGAUGAAAUCUUCGGGCCAGUGCAAUCUAUCCUUAAGUUCAAGUAAGUAUUGAUUGGCCUCGGCUCUAAAUAGAUGAAAUAUUUUGCAGCUCAUAUGAAUCAUGCUUCAUUCGUGCCAGGGAUAUUGAUGAAGUGCUCAGAAGGGCGAACACAACCCGAUACGGUCUAGCAGCAGGAGUGUUCACCCAAAAUAUAGAUACAGCAAACACGUUGACGAGGGCGUUGAGGGUGGGGACAGUUUGGAUUAAUUGCUUCGAUGUGUUUGAUGCUGCAAUUCCUUUCGGUGGGUACAAGAUGAGUGGCAUUGGAAGGGAGAAAGGGAUAUACAGUCUUCAUAACUAUUUGCAGGUGAAGGCUGUGGUUACUCCUUUGAAGAACCCCGCAUGGUUGUAAUUUUCCCUUUGCCUUGUUUCGUUUG